AGUUUCUGGUAUAGUCUGGCGCCGGUGCGGUCAUACAGAGAGGGGAGGGGGGCAGCGGACACAGGGAGGGGACGAGGAUGGUCGGCGAUGCGGUUGUCCUCCUGCUGCUGUCCCAUUGCUUGUCCCGCGUCCUGUCCCAGAUCCCAGACCCCGAGCUUAUACCCACAGACCCCCCCAAAAAGCCGGACCCUGUUACAUCAGAGAGUGUGGUGUUUUGGGGGCUGCGCUUAUGGCAGGUCAUCGGCAUCUUUGCUGUGUUUGUUUUAGCGAUAGUGAUCACACUGUGUUGCAUUUUCAAAUGUCGAAUUCCAAGGACCAAAAAGGAAAUCGAAGCGCGUCACGCGCAGCGACAGGCCGCCAAGAAAUAUGCCAACACAUUGGAGACGGUGCCACCUCUUAACGAGUUGACAGAGGUGCCGGGAUCUGCCAAAGCAGAGGACAAGAAGGAGGAAGAUGCGGAGGCCGUGGCCACCGUCUCGGGUAAAGUGGACGCCAACCGAGGUGAGAGGAAGAGCAAGGAGGCGAGGAGGGAAGGAGGCAAGGGUGCCAAAGGUGACGAAGGGGAGCGGAAGAAAGCGGGAGCCGCCGACAAGGAAGGAGGCGGCCAAGGAAAAGGCAAGAAAACGGCAGAGAACGGAGACAGAGGAGCUAAAGGAGGUGGCAAGAAAGCUCCAAAGUGACUUUAUGGACACAAUAGUGGUCGGACCGAAUGCAAAACAAACUAUUUUCGUGACAUGAUUAAAAAAAAAAAAAUCGUAAAUGUGAGUUUUAAAAAAGCUUAUAUUGGCACUUCUUUUCUACUUAAAUAAAUCAUCUCAGGAAACAGUGAA
Syngnathus acus (greater pipefish) is the source of this 830-nucleotide messenger RNA. It is a transcript of the gene tmie, whose product is annotated as transmembrane inner ear. The record is from RefSeq and is a predicted model, not a curated record. Bases 78 to 680 code for a protein of 200 amino acids. Gene Ontology annotation, molecular function: ferric iron binding. The transcript is spliced from 4 exons. Lineage: Eukaryota; Metazoa; Chordata; Actinopteri; Syngnathiformes; Syngnathidae. Gene Ontology annotation, biological process: intracellular iron ion homeostasis; iron ion transport.